Magallana angulata is the source of this 2434-nucleotide messenger RNA. Its product is annotated as endoplasmic reticulum lectin 1-like. The transcript is spliced from 14 exons. Gene Ontology annotation, biological process: endoplasmic reticulum unfolded protein response; retrograde protein transport, ER to cytosol. Lineage: Eukaryota; Metazoa; Mollusca; Bivalvia; Ostreida; Ostreidae. Bases 125 to 1546 code for a protein of 473 amino acids. The record is from RefSeq and is a predicted model, not a curated record. Gene Ontology annotation, cellular component: endoplasmic reticulum lumen.
UCCGAGACUACUAUAUGGCGUCCUCCUUACUGUAAACGUCAAAUCUUUCGAGACCAAAAACAACAAAUCUUGCUAUUUUGUUUCAGGGAUAUAUGAAAUGCAUUUUAGACAGCUUCUGUAAAACAUGAAGUAUUUGUUCGUUUACCACAUAUGUUACAGUGUCUGUGGAACACUGUUAACUUAUGCAUUCAACCCCUUCAUGGAUCAGGAUCUUCAUUCAAUUGAUUGGGUUGGAUCUAGCGAACUCGAUAAAGUAGUGCCAGGAGACAAUGUAAUUGUGAUGAAAACAGUGUCUAAUGAAAAGUACACGUGUGUUUUACCAGAGAAUCCGGAUUCAAGAGAUGAGGAAUUGAGAAGAAAGUAUGAAGGGCCUAGCCCAGAUGCAUUGAUGGACAAAUUGUUCCAACAAAACUCCUGUUCAUAUCGGAUUGAGAGCUACUGGACAUAUGAGCUAUGCCAUGGGAGGUAUUUAAGACAGUAUCAUGAAGAGAAAGAAAUGAGUGCUAAAAAGCCAAAAGGACAAGAAUAUUAUCUUGGCUAUUUUGGACAAUAUAAGCCUACAAAAGGACAAGAUUUAAUGAAGGAGUUGGAGGAAAAAUUGAAACCUCAGGAAAUCAAAAGUAAACGGAUAGAUGAUAUUGAGUUGCCCUACUAUGAAGUAAACAUGACCCAAGGAACAGAGUGUGACCUGAAUAAGCAACCCCGACAAGUCCGAAUUCUGUACAUCUGUCAGCCUGACGGGCGUGGGGAAAUAUACGAGCUGAAAGAAACGUCAACCUGUGAAUAUGAAGUGUUGGUGCUAACAUCUGUAUUGUGUGAAAAUCCAAAGUUCAAACCAAAGAAUCCUCCUGUCUCUAAAAUAGCUUGUCAUGCUAUGGAUGGCUCACCUGCUCGGCCGAGGGAUCUAGACAGUGACUUCCAAAAACACCCUUAUGCCAAAUCUUACACUGUAAAAAUAAAUCUAAAUGAGGACAUUGCAGAAGAAGAAGAGGAAGAAGAAGAAGAGGAGGAGGAGGCCGUUCCAAAAAUCCCGCCCACAAGGAAAGAGCCUCCUCCUCCAAAACCAGUGGACACCACCCUGUCUUCCACUACAGACAACCAGGUGCUAAGGGACUUCUUGUCAGGGGACCACUGUCUGCAAGGAGGAACAGGUUGGUGGAAACAUGAGUUUUGUUUUGGAAAGUAUGCAAGACAGUUUCAUGAUGAUCCAGAGGGGAGAACAGUUAUUUACCUUGGACAAUGGAAUGAGAAGAAACAUUUAGAAUGGGUGUCAAAAAAUCCUUCAAAGAUGCCUAAAGAAAAAGGCAAAAGGAAAUCCCUGUCUUUUCUGUAUACUGAUGGUGACCAGUGUGAGCUCACAGGGAAAACACGAAUAGCAGAAGUUAGAUUAAAAUGUGUAGAAAAUAAUGCAUCACCACAUUCUGUAUCUAUAUAUCUCAUUGAGCCUAAAACAUGUGAAUACAUCAUGGGAAUCGAGUCGCCAUUAUUUUGUUCAAUUUUAGACAGAGCUGAUGAAUAUGGUAUUAUAAAGGACACAAAAGUUUGAUAAGAACUUUGGAAAGAAAUGAAAUCCAGGAAGUCUUUCAUGUGAUACAUGUGACUGUGUGUUUGUGUGUAAAUGGUGGGUUGUCAUGAUUGCGGACUAUUUGUUUUAUCCAACACACUUAAUGUUUCGAAGCUUCUGAGUAACGGUACUCUCUUUACAUGGUUUAUAGCUUUUAUGAUCGUGGGCGUAAACGAAUGCUGUAAUAUUUAGAUGUGUUUAGUUGUAUGCAGCUUUCCUGUCAAUACAGUCAUUUGCAAUGGACAAACAGAGGGUCGGUCAUAUUUUUACCUCUUUCAUUGCAAGUCAUAGCAAAGACAAAUGAGCAUAUAGAAGCAAGGUUGGUCACACUUGAUCGCUUUACUUUAAAAUGUCUAGUUCAUUAAAGUAUCGGUAUACUGUAAGUUUUAUUUGUAGUCAAUGUACAAAAAGACGGGGAAUUUAAUUUGAUGGUAAAUAAGAUAUUCUGUUUCUUGUUGACUGUUCAGAUUUUAUGUUGAUUUGUGUUUAAUAUUUUAUUUUCCUGUACACAAAUAUUAUUUACUCUCGUCAGUUUUGAUAUUGGAACUAUGCAAAGAUUUUAUAUGUUGAUGGUGCAAUUUUAUUGUUGUCAAGUAUGCAGAGGAUGUUCAUAUACCGUACAUGAAUCAGAAUUACUUAUUAAAAAGUUUUAAAACAAGAAAACUAAUGAACUUGUGCAGGUAACAUAAUCAUUAUCUUGUCUAAAUUUGAAAUUCAUAAAGCGUUUUUCUUCAAAUAUUUUAUACAGAUUAACUCUCUCAGUAAUAAUAAUUGUUGGCUAUUCAUGUACAUGCACAUACACCUCUACAUACAUUUUCUUGAUUACAGUUUAAUUUGUUGAAUAUCCAAAAUAAAGAUUCACUAAACAUA